AUGGAAAAUAACAUCAAAACUCGUCUCCCCAAACAAGAACAUGAUGAUCAAGAUGACGAAGAUGAUGAGAAGAAGAUGGAGAAGUUCUUUAAACUCAUAAGAAGUUUUAGAGAAGCUCGUGAUCGUAGACGAAAGGAACUCGAAGAGAUGGCUAAAAUUAGUAUUAGUACAACUACUAGUAGUAAUAAAACUCGAAAGUUGCAUUGUCUUCAAUCGCCUUCUAACACAUCUUUGUCUUUCGAAUCUUAUGAUUUCAUCCAACCGAAAGAACAAACUUGUCACGAUAAAUUACCCGAACAACAACAAGAAGUAGAAGCUGACCAAGACUUGAACCUUAAGCUGUCUUUGUAG
This is a messenger RNA of Erigeron canadensis, 351 nucleotides long. RefSeq names its product protein NIM1-INTERACTING 1-like. The transcript has a single exon. The record is from RefSeq and is a predicted model, not a curated record. NCBI's taxonomy places the organism in Eukaryota, Viridiplantae, Streptophyta, Magnoliopsida, Asterales, Asteraceae. Bases 1 to 351 code for a protein of 116 amino acids. Gene Ontology annotation, biological process: regulation of systemic acquired resistance.